AUGAGGCCACCCACCGGCUCGAUGCUUGCUCCGAGGUCUACUCCACUGUCCCACGGUGCGCUCGCCGGGGCUGUGGUCGGUUCGAUCGUUGGCGCCCUCCUCAUCUCCUUUUGCGUCUUCCCUUUCGUCGUCCGCGCCAGACGUCGGCGACACGCCCACAAUGACGAUGCUGGCCUGGCCGAAAUGGGGCAAGGCCCGGGAGGCCGCCCUGUCCCCUUCCACACCGACCCCCAUGACCUCGACGACAACUCCUACAAAAGAUCCUCGGGAUCCGGCCCCGAGACGGCCGCUCUCGACGAUGGCCGACACCCGGCAGACUCUACCCACCACGGCAGCCAUCCUCAGUCCACCAAGCUGCCUCAGGGUAUCACCACUGCCGACCAAGGUUUACCAUCUCCUGUUUCCUUAACUACCUCCCCGGCCGACCCAUCUUUCCCCGCUACCGUCCCUCCUACUAUCUCGCAAUCGCCCACCGGGUCCUCAUCUAGCCCGCCACACGACCAAUCUAGGAGCACGGUCAGCCGCGAGAGCACUCGUGGAGUCAGCCUCGGAGAAUCGGGUGGUCGACCCAGUCGUGAACUGACCAACAUCACCACCGCCGGCAUCACCGAGGAGCCCGAGUCCUUGGAUCACCAUUCUCCCGGUUCUGAGCACCAUAGCCACUUCCCUCAUCUCAAGGAAUCGCUCCGUAGCUUCAUCAACCGACGCCAGUCUUCACACCAACGCCGUGAUAGCAAACGAUCUACCGCGACUGCUACUGAUGUAGCCCGCUCUCCGUCGGUCCUCACCCACAGCGACUACCUCGCGCAGUCCGAACCCGAGCAACUCGGGGCGAGCCUCGAGAUCGACGUCGACACUCCAGGCCUCGCCUGGGACUAUUACCACGAUCCCAACCUGGGUCUCGAACUGGCCGACAGCUACCCACAACCAGCACCCGAUCCGAGCGUCCCGACCUCUGCGCCAGCCGGCGCCGAUUUUGUCCCCUACGAAGUUUCUGUGACGGGUGGGGGGGCCCCCCUGCCUGCAGUCGCGAGACCGGCCUUAGAAAACCAAGACGCCAUCUCGGCCGACAGCGGCAGCACAGUCUCUCCGGGGAAAUUUGGCAGGCAACAGAACCCUCUACCGCUACAUAACCAGACAAUCUUUGGUCCUCUGCCCCGGACCGACAGUUUGCCAGUCCCCAUCAUUGUGUCGGAUCUCCCCAGCCCGCCUCAUCUUCAGUACACCUCUGCUGGUCCCAGCGGCAACCCCAUGGAGAUGAUGAACCCAACCAACUCGACCGAGAACGCGUGGAUGCUGCAGCAUCAGAUGCGCCUGAUCCGAGAUCCGCAGCCACUACCGCAGUCCCAACCAGAGUUGGGGCUAGCGUUAGAGUUGGAGCCGGAGCUAGCGCUGGAGCCGGAGCCGCAGGUGAAGCUCGAGCUAGACAGCCUCAGGGAGCCAUCCCCUACCGGGUCCGGGAAGCAAUAUAACUCUCCCGGCGCUGAAAUAUCGGACUAUUCGACACCGCCAGCAUCCACUGGACACACGGCUUUUAACUCUCCCGAGACGAGACUCACCCCCUUUACGGCCUCUCCGUCUCCCGCAGCUGACCUUCAGCCUCAACCUCCAGCCACACAAAACCACCAUUUGAUGCCGUCUUUCGGCAUUGCACCCGGUCCAUCACCGCCGGAAAUAUCUUCGCCCUCGCCAUCGCCAGGCCAAGUAUCAGCGCCAUCGCCAACCCCAUCGGCCCCAGAUCGCUCCCAAAUUCGCCCUAGCCCCGACGGCUUCUUUUAUUGCGAGGAUGAACGGUGCAUAGCAAAAGACAACAAAAAGGGCCCAAAAUACGAAAACCUCAAGCACCGAAAAUUCACCACAAAGCAUCAGUUCAAGCAUCACCGACGAUACCACGACUCGGAAUUCAAAUGCGAAUUCCCAGGCUGUGAGAUGGGGUUCGGAACUGUCACCCACUUGAAGCGGCACGAAAAUGACAAGCACUACAAAACUAUCAGAUUCUAUUGCCAGCAUCCCGGGUGCGAAUUUUCCAGGCAAGGCACCAGGUCCUUCCCGAGAAAAGACAACCGGAAAAGGCACAUGAAGACAAAACACAACAUGGAGCCUCGGAUCGACAAGCAGGAGGAGGAAGAGAACCGCCCAAUUCCCAUGGAUCUGUCUGAGGAUCUGUCAUGA
Molecule: messenger RNA, 2172 nt
Organism: Dichotomopilus funicola
Lineage: Eukaryota; Fungi; Ascomycota; Sordariomycetes; Sordariales; Chaetomiaceae
Exons: 4
Coding region: 1-2172 (723 amino acids)
Source: RefSeq, a predicted model, not a curated record